This is a messenger RNA of Parathielavia appendiculata, 747 nucleotides long. RefSeq lists its product as uncharacterized. NCBI's taxonomy places the organism in Eukaryota, Fungi, Ascomycota, Sordariomycetes, Sordariales, Chaetomiaceae. The transcript is spliced from 2 exons. The record is from RefSeq and is a predicted model, not a curated record. Bases 107 to 577 code for a protein of 156 amino acids.
CAUUCUUUUCAGAACCACCGCAAGACCGUCGGUGAGCAGUACGCAGCCAUAACACUGCCCCAAUCUUGGAUACCGAAACUCAAAGGUGAGAAGACGCGGUUUAAAGAUGUGGGCUGGGAAUCUGGGAGCUCAUCAGAGGGGCCGAGCUUCACUCGAUGACCGGCUGACGGAAGCGCCUCACGAGAGAUUUCGCUGCGCUGGCCCGUCCGAGAACAUUUCCUUCUGCGAGACAUACGACAUCGGAUACGUUCGGGACAAGCUUCCUAAGCUUAAACCGGAUUUUGCCGAGAUUUUGGGGCAGGCGAUUACGCGGCAUCAUCAGUUUCUCAAGUACCGCGAAGCCCACCAUGCGAAGGUAUCAGCAGGCCUAGAGACGCUGGUCCGUGACCGACAACGUCCGGGCUCAGCAACUGUUACGGGCCGGACCGAGAUAGUCCCCAUGACAGUUGCCUCAUCGCUACCGGACGACCUGAAGACCCUCACACACAUCGACCUGAGAACAAGCGUCUUUGAUGAAGAUCGUGGAUCAGGCACGGGGUUUUCGAAACCUCAUAUGCUACAUCCGCUGGCUUCCUAGCCGAGGAAGUCGAUGGGCAGCGUUUGAUACCACCGCCCCCGCUUAGAGUGCCACCUUACCCGAGGGCGCUGAACGUGGAAGCUUUGAGUGCCCUUUCUGCUAUAGAAUGGUAUCUGCUAGGACCCGUGCGGCAUAGAAACGACACGUGUUUGAAGACCUCCGGCCCUACA